AUGCGCCUGGAAGAUUAUCGACGAAUCACCAAAUCAGCCGGUGAUCCCACUCAGGAAGACCAGUUGCCUCCCCCUGCUGAGAAUGAGAUUCGCAUUUCUCAAUCGGGUAAAAUAAACCGUUAUGUGGAGAUAGGGUUAACCAUGCUCAAGGAACAGCAAAAGUCGAAUAUUGUGAUUGUGGGCAAAGGUGUGUCGGUGAACAAAGCCGUUUCCGUGGUGGAAAUCAUCAAACGAAGGAUGGAAGGCACGCUACAUCAAUACACCCAGCUAGGAUCCGUCAAAACGGUGGAAAAAUGGGACCCCGUUCAAGGCAAAAAGUUGGAAACCAUGCUUGUACACAAGCAUAUACCAAUGAUCAUCAUUCAUCUCUCCUUAAAUGUCAUGCCACAAUUAGAAGAAUCGUCAGGGUAUCAGCCUCCAACAGGAAACGAUAUCUACAUGUAA
Molecule: messenger RNA, 444 nt
Organism: Radiomyces spectabilis
Lineage: Eukaryota; Fungi; Mucoromycota; Mucoromycetes; Mucorales; Radiomycetaceae
Exons: 5
Coding region: 1-444 (147 amino acids)
Molecular function (GO): RNA binding
Source: RefSeq, a predicted model, not a curated record